AUGUUCACCGUCCCGGAUCUCCGCCCCGGCACGCUCGACUCCCUGCUCGCCCUCAGCGACGACCUCGUCAAGUCCAACAUCUUCAUCGAGGGCGUCUCCCACAAGAUCCGCCGGCAGAUCGAGGACCUGGAGCGCGCCGGAGGGGUCGAGCCCGGCACCCUCACCGUCGACGGCGUCCCCGUCGACAGCUACCUCACCAGGUUCGUGUGGGACGAGGGCAAGUACCCCGUCAAUGCCCCGCUCAAGGAGACCGUCGCCAGCAUCCAGUCCCAGGUCGCCAAGAUCGAGGACGACAUGAAGGUUAGAGUUGCUGAAUACGGUAAUGUUAAGAGCCAGCUUGGCGCAAUCAACAGGAAGCAAACUGGGAGUUUAGCAGUUCGUGACCUUUCCAACCUCAUAAAGCCAGAGGAUAUGGUCACUUCGGAACAUCUAGUGACACUCCUUUCUAUUGUGCCAAAGUAUUCCCAAAAAGAUUGGUUAUCAAGCUACGAGUCACUUGAUACGUUUGUGGUUCCGAGAUCAUCAAAAAAGCUUUACGAGGACAAUGAGUAUGCUCUCUACACUGUAACAUUAUUUGCCAAGGUUGUUGACAACUUUAAGGUCCAUGCUCGUGAGAAAGGUUUCCAGAUCCAUGACUUUGAGUAUAGUCCUGAAGCAUAG
This is a messenger RNA of Triticum turgidum subsp. durum (durum wheat), 660 nucleotides long. NCBI's taxonomy places the organism in Eukaryota, Viridiplantae, Streptophyta, Magnoliopsida, Poales, Poaceae. The record is from the annotation of a GenBank genome assembly.